GUCAACCACUGGGAGGAUCAACUUCAGCUGCAGUUUAAAAUGCGCUUUUCUCCGCAGUGCAGCCACAGAGGAGCUGCUGAAGGCAACAUGCAUUGAGGUAAAAUCGGAUAGAAAGCAGAAAUGGCUCUGGAGAUUGUAGCCAACGCCGUGGCUGCUCUCGGCGGCCUCGUUACUGGAGUUAUGAACUUUUUCACUGACAUGUUUCUGACGCCGCCGCUGAAAGCGACUCUCAAACAUUUGGAGGAGACUGAACUGCAAACCCUGACAGGAGAAAAGAGGAUCCUGAAAGCGAAAUCUCUGUGGCAGGGCUCCGGAGCUGUGAUCAUGGCAGUGCGGAGACCUGGAUGAUUUCUGUGCAGAGAGGAGGCUGCAGGGCUGUCCUCUCUGAAGCCCCAGCUGGAUGAGCUGGGGGUCCCUCUGUACGCUGUGGUGAAGGAGGACGUCGGCACCGAGGUCCAGAACUUCAGACCGUACUUCAAGGGGGAGAUCUUCUUGGAUGAAAAGAGGCGUUUUUAUGGGCCCCGUGAGAGGAAGAUGGGCCUGCUGGCGUUCCUGCGUGUCGGGGUGUGGAUGAACGGCCUGCGGGCCUUUAAGAAUGGCUUCAUGGGAAACGUUCUGGGGGAGGGCUUCGUCCUCGGUGGGGUCUUCGUCAUUGGGCAAGGAGAGCAGGGAAUUCUUCUGGAGCACAGAGAGGUCGAGUUUGGAGAUAAAGUCAAUACUGAAGAUGUGAUCCGAGCUGCCAGAAGAAUUUCACAAGAACUUUUGCCUUUGGAGAGGAAAUAAUGCUUUGUAUUAUUAUAACCUCAUAUCUUUAAAACGCACAGGAAGUUCAGAACCAUAUAAAUGACCUCCAGCUACAAGAACCAUCAUAUAAACUGAAACAUUUUAAAGUUUGUAAAGUGUUCAUUAGAUCUGGGAGUUUGUUGGUGAAACCAGGGUGCAUGCUGUGUGACGGUGUAAUGAGACGGAGUGUAUUCAUGAUGGUCUGUCUUUAAACUCACCAGAGCAAGCAGACCUGAUACUAACACUUAGUUUUCUCUAUUACUCUGUAAUACUGUUGUGUUAUCUCGGGGGCCAAGAAACCUUUAACCAAUAAAACACAGCUUUGUGCUCGACA
Molecule: messenger RNA, 1117 nt
Organism: Centropristis striata (black sea bass)
Lineage: Eukaryota; Metazoa; Chordata; Actinopteri; Perciformes; Serranidae
Product: peroxiredoxin-like 2A
Exons: 5
Source: RefSeq, a predicted model, not a curated record